Molecule: messenger RNA, 14214 nt
Organism: Amoebophrya sp. A120
Lineage: Eukaryota; Dinophyceae; Syndiniales; Amoebophryaceae
Source: the annotation of a GenBank genome assembly
GUCUGUAAUGAAAAUUUAGCAUUUUAUGUGGUCAAACUGAGGUUCAAGAAAGCUACUGUUUUCAGCACAUUUCUGUUCCACCACCCCUAAUAAAAAAGAUCAGCAGACACGACGACUAUGGCCGCGGCCUCCGCCCCGCCCGCCGCCAUGCGGGAAGGCUUUGCCACUUUCUACACGGGCAACAAGACCUGGAAGAAGAAGUUUCUCCGCUUGGAUGCCAAUACCCUCUCCAUCUACGCCGACUCCCCGGAGCAGAAGAAAUCUACCUCCUCUAUGACCUGCUCAAACGUUACAAUCUUCUCAAGUGUUAAAAUAGACUCUGCAAAUCUGUGAUGCAAGAAAUGCAUGUAUGAUCUAGCCAACUCUCAUAGGACUGCGCAUGACAAGUUCCGGAGUCCCAAACCGCGCUACAAGCUGGCGAAAUUUGUAUUGCAGAAAGUGGAACGGUCUGCGAGUCUGUCAUGCUCAUGAUGCAAGACAAAUCCCGGAUUCUAUUGUAACGGUUGAGAUUGGAGUAACACCUGAGCAGGUUAUAUCCUCCUGGUUCGGCGCCCUGAAGUCCUCGUCGAAGCAAACCCCGGUGACGCCGGAGCAGAUCUUUUCCCUCCAGGAUUUGUCCGUUAUCGUCUCCGGCGACUCGGUGAGGAGGAAAUACAAGCGGGAAUUCGUCAUCGAGCUGGCCUUUGCGAACGCGGCCAAGCCGGUCGUGUUUCAAGCGAAUACAAAGGCAGAGUUAUGGUGAGCAAAAACGUCGUCCCCGCCACAGAGUCAAGAUGGGAAAUCUGCUAGACAAAUCGCCAGGCUUUGGGUGUUGCGCAUGACAAAUCUGGGCUCGCAAUGUAGUGGCGUUCAGCUGGUGCAGCAGCAUCACAGACCUAGCACACCAUGCGGAUUGAAGCAUCACAAAUCUUAAAACACCAGCAGAAACUGCUUCUCAACAUGGGUCUCCGCAUGAGGAACAUCGUCAGCAUGCAGAUUUGCAUUACAACUCUGGGGUGGGGGCGUUUUUACAAAUGAUAUGAGUUUGUGGACUGGAAGGACGACCUGCAGCACGCGUACGAUGAGCGCUUGAACGCCAUGCACGACGACGGGACGUCGUCCAGUUCGUCUAGCUCGUCCGCAACCAGCAGCUCGACUUCCACCAUAACCGACAGCAGCGUGCCAAAGAUGGUGACAGGUGGAGGUGGACCUGCACCAGUGGAAAAACGCGUAAGUAGCCGAAGCAAACAGAGCGGACAGAGCGGGUUGCACCAGAGCAGAGUACUCUUGUUCUUGUCUUGAACAAUGGAAUGAUAGAUCUUGAAGAUCGAUGGUCAUCUGUACACAUCAGCAUAAGAGGCGGCCGCACGGCCCUCUGAGCCAAGACAAAGUUCUACGUUUUACGUUUUCUUUCAUGUAGACUACAUCAACGAGCAUGAUUUAUGGUAUCACUAUCAUAAAAUCAAGCUCAAACUCCUGUCACAAAAAUCCAGUCCGGUAACAAGCCUCAGCACCCACUGCAACUGACCCAGUCGGAGCAAGAGGAGGCGUCGAGCAGCUCCUCAGACAGCGACUCAGACUCCGACAGUGAUAAUUCUAGCACGUCGGAGACAGACUCCGCCUCUGUGACCGCAUCUGAAGCGGGCUUGAAGCCGAGGUCAAGCCGGGUAAAGGAGGACAAGAUACGCAGCACACGAUAUCCUGCGCAGAAAUGUAGUUUCCGCCCCAGAGUUGUCAAGCAUUUUUCAUGCACUUACAAGAGCAUUUGUACAACUGCGCAUCUCCAAGAGAGGCAUUUGUUUCCAAUCGUGUUUGUACAGUUGUUGUAAUGCUGCAAACAGUAUGCGGAAAUGGCUUCGUGAUGCGGCUGUCCUUGGCAGCCUGCAUUACAAUACAGCGACAGACUUUUUAUGCGUGACUGCCAAAGGAACUUCCGGAUUUGCAUUUGUCUGGCAAAGAUUGAUUCCAACUUGAGUGUGGGUUGGGGACGUUUUUGCUCAGGAUACGCGACCGAGUUCGAAAUCGGUAGUCAGCAUGACCUCGGAAAGGGAGCACCCGCUGGCGUCUGGCGGGGAAAGAAGGGACAGUGUAAAGGACAGGGUAUUGCUAUUUGUCUUAGAAGGAUGUUUCUAUUUUGUCAUCCUGUGUGUUGAUGCAGAGCGGGAUCGCAUUCGCAUUCGCAUGGCAGCACGCUGCAGUAUGCACUUUGGCAUUACAGCAAAGCAAACCAUGUGCAUGAAAUAAAGGUCCAACGCCUGGAGCAAAAGCUUGACAAGAAGAAGCAGGCCUCUCCGAGCGGUAGCACCACUGCCUGUGCCAGCGGCGCCGGCGGCGCGAGCUCCAGUUCUAGUCCUUUGGAGGGGCUUGGGGGGUUGGUGCUGGAUACAAAUCACCUGCACCUGGACAUGCCCGUGCUGAAGCCAAUGAAUUCGCAGGGGAAGGUAGAACGGGGUUGGAUUUAAUAUUGAGCGUGGAAUCGAAUUCUUGAUCAUUGAUUGCGGCUGCGGGCGGUUGGUUUUGUCAUGCUCCUUUUUGCGCAUGGUGAUGGUCGUGUGGUGAGUUGCUAUUGCAGACGGUGAGCUGUGGUCAACAUCUCUCCUGGUUACUAAACACAAAGUCCCGCCACCUUCACAAGUAUCUCGAAAACUUUCUCAGCUCUCCUCCCAAGGCUCAUUUCUAAAAUCCGGCACCGCUUUGGGAACACCGAAGAUGGCGGGAAGUAGUGCUCAACAGUCCCCACCUCCCUGGAUCCCAACCGGAAAGCCGUCCGACUCGAAGCCAACGCCGGCAACGACACCACGUAUUGAUAAAUGAAUGUUGUUGUUUUAGGCAUGACAAAAGCUACCGAUCGUUAGUACAUCGCAUUAGGAAUUGUGAGGAAUGAUGAAAUCCUAAUCCUAAAACUUCAUACGUUUAAAAUUAAUACGUAAAAUGUUCAAUUUCACAGCCGGCAUUGAGAAGGAGGCCCGGCAGUCUUUCCAGCAGCAAUUCGGACAACUGAACGAGCAAAAUCUCGACAUCAAUCAAGCACAGCAGAACCCAGACCCGUUACGCGACUCCGUUUCCCGCUCGUUUCACCCGAGCCCAACGAGAAACUCGGACUUCUUGAGCAAAUCGAGAAGAAUUACGGACUAUCAAAUGCAAAAAUGUCUGGGUCUGGCAGAAUGCAAGAUUUGUGAUGCAGUUUUUCCAUGACCCAUGAGGCCUGGAAUGCAGCACCUAGCAUGACAAAUGCUGUGAGCUGUCUAUCCUGCCUAUCCUGCAUGAGAAACUCCCUGUCGAACUGGUCAAAAGUGGACAUCUUUUGGUAAUCAUGCAACACAAAUUUUUGCAUGCUUGUGCUUAAGAUUCAGCAUAACAAACAAGUUGCAUUCUUCCAAACGCAGACAUUUUCGCACUUGAUACGGAUUCCCUAGCCGAUUCCGCUUUGGAAGACGCAUUGGGGGUUUCAUUGCACAAUGUCUGCACGAAGAGAAGUUCCAUGAGCAUCAGCGACCGGCCGCCAAAGCAGGUCCGGGACGCGGUGUCAGCGGUGUUGCGGGAGGAGCAGGAAGUAUCGCGGGUUUUGGUUUGAGUGAAUGGAAAUUGCUAUGCGAAAAGUCUCUUGACGUAAAGACUAUGGUGCAAGAACACUACGUAUUAUUUACGAGCGAGGUUCAGGUACCCUCCUUCUACUUUCAUGCCUUUCGUUCGAUUAGCUUCUCGCCAUGACAAAUUUUGAACCUCCUCAGGAAGCGCGGGGGUCCGCACUGGGCACGCAUUUCGGCGGACCUUUGGCGGAGAUUCCCGAGCACUCGCUAAAAAACACGUACCAAUCGAUAUGCGAACAGGAGGAGAUCUCUUUCAAAUGGGACGAGCGACUCCGGUUCUACGGGAAAAACAACCCGCAGCAGAUUUCUCAACUGCUCGGGGAGUUCACGACCGAGGCGGUGGAGUUUUCUCGGAAGUUUAUCGAUCACCUGUGCUACAGCAUCCCCUGCGACGAUGUGGAGCGAGCCCGGCAGUCCGGCAUGGUCACCUGCGCGCUGAACCACGGGAUUUUUAUCCUGGGAAAAAAGUGUUACAGUUACACACUGUAUUGCGGGACCGGCAUGAGAGACAAGCCCUCUCAUGCGGGAUAUGCACAAGAGGACAGCUCCAUACGUGUUUUCCAUUGUAAUCUUUGCAUUGCAAGUUUUCUAUGCCGCACAGAGAAAAUUUGUGUUGCUGGAGUUACAACAAAGAAAUGUGUAACUCAAACACUUUUUUCUUGUGAUAAUUUUCUACCGCCUCAUCGUGGACGCGGAUGACCACCUAUCACACUAAAAAGUGUUAACGUUAACGGAAUUUGGCAUGCAGGCACGCACGAGAAAUGAUGCCUAAAUUUGUAUUGCAUAGCAUGCAUGAUAGCGAAAAUUUGUCAUGCAUGACUGCAAUGCCUUUGCCUGAAAAUAACCGUUAGCGUUAGCACUUUUUUGCUUGAUACCACACCAAGGACGAGACGGAGCUGGCCUUGAACGGCGUCGAGGUUCGGUCGAUCCGCUUUUUGGUGGCGAACAUUAUGGGCGGCGACGGGAAAAUAUGCUGUGCAAAAGUAUCGUACUCGUAGGGCGAUCAUGCAUUACAAAUCUCUUUCUUAACGUAAAUCCGCAACACAAAUUCCAUUUCUCAUGCUGAGGAAAUUUGUAACGCAUUUAUACGAGUGCGAUACUUUUGCAAUGCAUAGAAAAAGAAGAGCAACCCGGACAUGAUUGAUCCAAGUGUGAUUCUGAACAACAUGAAGCAUCACGGAGGAAAUAAUGCCGCUUCAUCUGCUUCGGCAAAUAACUGUCCCUUCAACGGGCAUUUGACCGUCACGGUCGACUACGCGGGCUUUCGGGUCUUCUGUCAAGCGGUGCAACCCUUGGAGGAGUGCAACAUCGCCUGUGGGUGGUACCCGGAUAAGGCGGUAUAUAUUAGCAUCUAGUUGCUUGUAUGUUGUUUCAUUUCGUUUUAGCAUCACAAAUCUCUCGCUCCUUGGCCGGUUUUUUACAUGACAAAUUUAUGCUUGUUCACUAUGCGACGAAAAUAAAAUAAAAACAGGGCAGGCUCCGAUACAUAGAACCCGACGCGCCGACGAAGGAAGCUUUGAAGCUUGUUCAGGACACUAUCAAAAGGAAAAAUCCCCCCUCCCCAUAUCAAAACGAAACUUCUGAUGCUGGAUUUGUGUACGCAAAUGUCUUGCUGGAGAGGACUGCAGGCUCGUAUCAAGUGCGAGUAGAGAGGUUUUGGCCUAGGCGCUUAGUAUGAAAAACGUCCGCGCUGUAGGCCCAACAGCAUGACAAACCGCCUGCAUAAUGGUGCGGAAGCUUCUGCCCUUGUCUUCUUGCAAGACAGAUGUGAUUUGUGGCCUCAAAUCAGCCACGCAAAUUUUCGGAGACAGACCUUUUCAAUAUGGGGAGGGGUGACUUUUCCCUGCGAUAGACACGUUAAACCUGAAGCGCACCAUGCUGAAACUGAAGGACAACCCCAACGCGCGACGCAUCCGGCUUAUCAAAUGUAAAAAUGUCUGGGUCUGGAAGAUUAGAACUUGUCAUGCUAAAAAAUCUCAAUGAUGCAAAAAUCUGUGUUGCGUGAGUUCCAAAAGUUCUCAGCUUUUGACCAAGUUGAGAGGGAGUUUCUCAUGCAGGAAAGGCAUGAUAGAGACCGCAAAGAAUCUCUCAUGCUGGAUCUCGCAUUCCAGACCUCAGUCAUGGGUCAUGGAAAAGCUGCAUCACAAAUCUUGCAUUCUUCCAGACCCAGACAUUUUUACAUUUGAUACGGCUGAGUCCCGCCCAACUUUUGCAUAAGGACACGCGGAACGACAAAUAUUACCUCGGCCGCCAGCGCACGAGUCUGCUCGCGCCGCUAGCGGAGUCCUUUUCCGACGUAAAUCCGCACACGCUGAACUUUCUCCGCCCGGAGAUGCAGGUGAAGCUCCCCUUCUCAUUAUCCCCCGUGCCCAGCUUCGAUUUCUGUGCCUUCUGCGUCGACGGGUGUCCGCAGACGGACACGUUAAGGAAGGAGAUUGUCGAGGCUUACGGGUUCCUAAAGGACGACCAGAUUCCGAAGUUCGUAGAGGAAUUGGAAUCGGGAAAGCGCUUCCCCGUGGACAGCAAGGAAUUGCGGCACCACUUCCAUUCGUUUGGAAUCAACAUGACCUUCCUCGGGUACGUGUACAGCAAAGUUUCCCUACCGUACAUCAAACACCUAAUUCUCUGCGACGCGAUCGCGCGGGUCAUUAAGCGGGGGAUCCGCGAGUGCUGCCACAACACCAUGGACAAAGACCACGCGACGGCCUAUAUGCAUGGCAAAUAUGUGUAGGUGGUCUUGUUCUGGAAAGUUGUGAUGCUACUGCUAGCUUGCGGAAGAUCAUAAUGCAAUCGCCAAUAUGGGGACGCCGCGCAUGAAAACUUUCUGAGCUACUGAGUCUUGCGUAAACUGCAUGAGAGGCUGCAUUUUUGAAUAUACGUGCAAAAAGAUACUAGCGCGGUUGCGGUAGCACAACAUGCAUGACUACAAAUCUCUCUCUUCUGUCAGCGGAGCACCAUUACAAGUGUUGCAACCUCCCAGAUGACCCAGACAUAUUUGCACGUGAUAGCCUACGCCUCGACCUGGUUCUCAACAGUGAUGCAAUACGAAUCGAAGGUCUGGACCAGUAUCAGGGAGUGGCUGCAGGUACAUACUGAUCUGCAACAUGAUGAAGUAGAUGAAAUAAAUUCGAGUGUAUUUUUCGUAGGUAGUCGUGGGUACUUGUUUGUCUUUGUGCAUGAAGUUAAUCACUCUCGUCGCAGAUGCGGUACCAAAUCAAGAAUUAUCAAAACGAUUUUCUCAUUAUUUAUCAGGCCCACUACACCUUCCAAGAGUCCGACGUUGUUGGCGUUGACUUUUCUACGUCGAUUCACGCUCCGAUUCUCCUGCAGUCCAUGGCCCACCACUGUGGCGUGCACAUCGACACGGAAAACCAACUCUACCCGACGUUUAUGCAGGGAAAAAUGUAAGAACUUCUCAUGCUGAAUCAGGUAUAGAAACGGGAUCUCUCAACAUCUGUAUGCCAGGCUGAAAAAAAGCAUCAUGUUGAGUAUGAGUACGUAAUAACUUGAUAAUCGCAUGGGCGAAACCAAAUUCUUUUGCAAACACUGGAUAACGUUGAGGAAGGAGUGGCGGAAAGUAGGGCUGUUCGUGGACUUUGUUCCGACCGUGAAGACGCUGUGCUAUCGGAAGUGUUCGCAUUCGAUGCUGAACAAGGAGCGGUGGACCACAAAAGACUUCGUGAAAUUCGUCGAGCACGAGCAGAAGCUCGCGAAGCCGUGGCUUUGCGGAAACGGGGCGGUCAGUGGCUUUUCCGCAUCGGCGGGGCAAGAGCAAGGCGGUGGGGGUGCGGGGCAGAAGUCGUUAACGGGUUUGAAGUAUGGAUUGUAAAAAUGUCUGGGUCUGGGAGAUUGCCAGGUUUGUCAUGCUUGUCUGGCAUGAGUCUUAAAUCUGUCAUGCACGUUACCCAAGAGCUCCAUUUUUCUGUGGUGCAGGAAGGUAGUUUGUCAUGCAGAAUAGGCAACACCUAGAAGCUCAGAAACUUGUCAUGCUGAGCCAGCAUUUGUGGCCUCAUCAUGAGACGCCACCCAGCAUCACAAGUUUCCAGACCCAGACAUUUUUACAUUUGAUAUGAAGCAGGACGCGAUUACCGGCAGCUCGAAUGCGACGUCGACAAUUGGUAUAUAUUUGAAUUCCUCGUGACUAAUAUUUUAUACGGUAUUUAGCAAAGGUAUUCUGGUGACCCGGGUUUUGACUUGAUGAACUAUUUCAAUUGCGCGGCUAGCAUAAUUGGUAAUGCGCUCGGUCGAACCUGUGCUCCCUGGGUCGGGCAGUCAAGACGUGGUGUUGGUGCGAUGAGUCUGCAGGACGAUGUCAGAAGUGUCCGCAAGCCAAGGCAACUGCUCGCCGGGUUGCUGCCGAGGCUCAGGGCGAAAUGCUGGAACGAUCAGUGGAUCUACUACAGCUAGUACCCGCAUGAGUAAAGACACAAAAACCAGGCCGAGCUGAUGCAGGAUAGUGCGGCACGCAGGACGAGCUCUCGCAUUCAUCGACCAGCCGCGGAGACGCCGCACCCAGGGCGAAGGAGCUCGCUGGUAGCGAGAGCAGGUCGCAACGAGAAGACUGACCCCGGGCAGUGACUGAGAGAUCCAGGCUCGAAUCCUGGAACGCGCUUUUUUUGAAGGAUCGCGGGUGGCCGCCGUCUAGUUGGGGCGCAAAGUGUGCGCUGCGCCUCCUGGUAGAAUAUGCCUGCGGUAAUCGAAGACAUCUGCUGAUAGAUGGUCUUCUUUGUAGUUAUCGAUGAACAAAAUACCGGCCACCUGCGCCGCAUGAUGGACGAGGUGCGCUGACGUGGCUUGGCUUUCUCCUUGUUUUGCCCGAAGCCCAGUGUUUAGCAUGGCUAUUCUGACCACCUGCCGGGAAUUCUGCUCAACGUAGUCAGAUCAGGUUCCCUUAGCUCAGUGGUAGAGCGCCUUCAUCACAUUUAGAAGCGCCGGCGCUCUGCGCGGCACCUCAUCGAAAACUCUCGAGGGUGGGCGCGGGUUCGAUCCCCGCAGGGAACGCUUUUUUUGACGCCUGUUGACAGAUGGGCCCGGUUGCAGCAUGACAAGGGAGAUAUUUAGAUGAAACAGUCGAGCAGGAUAAGUAACCAGAGCAAGGCAGAAGUGCAAGUGACAAAGUCAAGCUUAGUACUGCAACUUCUAUCCAGGUGCGACCCUGGAUCCGGCUGAGUCCGCGUACCCGAACAACUUUGCCACGAGCAGCAACAUGUCCGCGUCGACGACCAAGAUGAACCCUGCGGAGCAUUUACUGACCACAACUUGUCGGAGAUUGCAGCAGAACAACGGCUACCUGAUCGACAAAUCUGGUUCGGAAUACGGUCUGGACCAGGCCCUGCGCCUGUACAUCGACCAUCUAGUGUCGGAAAGCAGCACCGCCACCUUUCAGCAGCAGUUUGGCAUCACAAAUAUCAACAACGCGGCCAACGACAGCAAUCUCCAGGAGGCCAAGGCCGCCUCGAAAUUCGCCUUGCAGCUGUUCGAGGACGACCCAAACCUUUGGCUCACGUUCGCAAGCCAGGCGUACCAGCACCGCCUGUUCGACACCGGGAUCGUCACGGCAAAGCAACGGAAAAGCGGGACGACCAAGAAUUCCGUGGUCCAACUACCGGACCCCUCGGACGCGCAGUUUGACCUCUCCUUCGAAGACAUUGCAAAGCACAUCGAGUACAACUUCGGGGAGGACCACCCGCUGCUGUUAGAUUUCUGGCGCCAGCGGCUGGACACUUUGUAUCAAACGGUACACGCGGACGUGGCGGAAAUUCUCUCCGUCGCCAAGAAGUGCGUCGAGCUGUCGAAAGCGGCGUUUGGCCGUGUGCACGGGACCACCGCGUGGUAUCACUCGCUACUCGGCCACGUCUACGUGCGCGCGGACAUGGUCACGGAGGCCAUUAACGAGUACCAGCGGUCGCUGGAUUUGUCCGUGAAAAGCAGCAACAAAAACGACUUCUUGAUCGCCGGCGCCUACAGCUGUCUGCGGGACGCGUACUGCAAAAAGGGGGAUCUCGACAUAUUACAAUGAAAAAUGCCCCCACCGCUGAACUUGGCAGCAUUCGUAUGGGAAACCUUUCCAAUAGAAACAUUCCCCGUCUUGCAUAUAUCAGCACCCCAAAUUUGCCAUGCUGAAUAGCUCAAAUUUGUGUUGCGCAAGAGCCCAGCAGCAGCCGGGCCUGUCAUGUAAAAGAUACCUUACUAUCCUAUCCUAGAUUCUGCAUCACAAAGACUCGCAGUCCGGUUCAUGCAAGACAAAAAGUUUUCAUUUGGAAACCUUGCAUCAGAAACUUGGGGUGGGGGCAUUUUUCAUUGUAACACGACAAGGCGAGCGAGUACGCCUCGAAGGUACAGAAGGUGCUGGAAAAGCUCUUAUCAAAUGUAAAAGUGUCUGGGUCUGGAAACUUGUGAUGCUGUGUGGCGUAUCAUGAGGAGGCCACAAAUGCUGGCUCAGCAUGACAAGUUUCUGUGCUUCUAGGUGUUGCCUAUUCUGCAUGACAAACUGCGUUUCUGCAUCACAGAAAAAUGGAGCCCUUGGGCAACGUGCAUGACAGAUUUAAGAGUCAUACCAGACAAGCAUGACAAACAUGCACUCUUCCAGACCCAGAAAUUUUUGCACUUGAUAGCUCCCGAAGGACAACAAUUCUAGUGCUGCACAACAGGAGCAAUACAACAUGCUCCCGCCGGGAACUGCAACUGGAGCAGGCACCGCAGCGCACCAGCACCAAUCCCUUCCGAAGCGGAUUUUGAUCAACUUGAAGCAUUUGACGGACAUAUCCUGAGUAAAAACGUACCCACAGCAGAGUCAGGAUGGGGAUUUUGCAACACAAACCUAGGAGUUUUGUGAGUCACGCAUGACAAGUUGCGCUCUGCAGUGUAGUGCAGGUUAGCAAGUGCAGCCGCGUCACAGAUUCAUCUGCUCAUCCUGUUCACAGCAUCACAAAUUCCAAAACACGACUGGAAAUGGCUCUCAUGGGGAUGCGCAUUACAAGUCUUCCUGUCUUUGCAAAUCCGCAUUACAACUCUGGCGUGGGUACGUUUUUACUCAGGAUAGGACAUUGAAGAGAUGCGGGGCGAAGUGGACACCGCGAUCUCCCACGUGACGGAGAUUUUGUCCAAGUUGCAGCGGUAUCCUGUGCAAAAGUAUCGUACUCGUAUUGCGACCAUGCAUUACAAUUUUUUUUCUGAAAGCAAAGCCGCAUUUACAAAUUUCAUUUCUCAUGCUGAGCAAAUUUGUAAUGCAUUUAUACGAAUACGAUACUUUUGCAAUUCAUAAGAGAUACGGCACGGAGCUGGAGUUGAGUCGCAACACCUUCGAAUUCCAGGUGAUCGUGCAGGCAGUGCGGCUGAGCAUCUGCUCGCAGCUCCCGGAAAUUUCCCACCGCAUGAAGUGGGAGCGGAAAUUCCGGGACAUGGAGCGCAUCGGGAUGGGGACGGUAAAUCAGCUAUCCUGGUUAAAAACGUCCCCACACCAGACUCAAGAUGGGAAAUCUGCUAGACAAGUCAACCAGCUUUGGUUGUUUGGCAUGACAAGUUUGCCCUCGUAGUGCCAUCCUAUUUAGCCAGUUCUGAAGCAUCACAGAUCUAGCAUAGCAUGCUGGUUCUAGCGUCACAAAUUGUUCCAAAACACGAAUAGAAAAUGCUUCUCAUAGAGCUCCGCAUGAGAAACUUUUUUGUCAUGCAGAAUUGCAUGACAACUAUGGGGACGCUUUUACACGGGAUAUCAGUUGGAGUACCAGUGGACCAUCAGCGACCUGUAUCCGAGAAAAAAGCGUUGUCAGUGUAAAUUUGUGAUGCUCAAAAUGCAAAUUGAUUGCGCCUGUCAUGCUGUGCCUGCAUUGUAGGGUCCAUUCAAGGGCGUUUUCACGUACUAUCUGCGCAUGACAGGUUUUUGCUGUCAUGCGAGUGAUAUUUGUCACGCUAAUCCUCCAAGAAAGUUACUCAUACAAUCUUUUUUUCUUGGAUAACUUGUCGGAGUUGCCCGAUCACGUUGCGGAGCUCUUACAGCUGGCGGAAUCCGCCGUGGUUAACUAUGACGAGAGUGCACAAUUUAAUCUUCCCCUUUUUUGUCAUGCAACAUACCAAAUAAUUAAUCCAGUUGCAGUUCCAGUCUUUGCUUCUUUGCACUGCGUGACACUGCUAGCUUGUAGCAGCCCAAAUAGAAACAUUACAAUCUCGUAAGACUUUGAUGUCAUACAGAACCUGCAUUUUUUUUUUUUCCCGAUAGCGAACUUGUAGUUGUGCUCUUCGUGGCCUACAGAUGAGCUUUGGAAAGAGUAGUUGUGCACUCUCAUACCAACGACGUCGGUUCCAGAAGAAGCACGAACAUGAGUCACGCCGCCAGCGGAAUAAAUGCGAAUGUCGACGACACCAAAGCAGAUGCUGACAAGGAGUCUACAACUGAGCAGGUAGGUGAACAAAAUAAAGAUGAAAACGCAAGAACAAGCGAAAAAAAAGAAGAGAAAGCUCCUGCAGCCACAACUUCUGCCGGCGAAGCAGAGGCUAAAUCUGUGGAGGAUAAAGUAGAUGCGGAUCGUGAUAGUACAACAGCAUGCAAAGCUACUACAGAGCAACAAGAAGAGCAGGAUGAAAGAACCAGCAAUCUUGGGAAGAGCAGCAGGUCCUCAGUAUUGAGAGAAUCAGGAACUACUAUAUCGCAAGAAAAAAGUGUUACAGUUACAAAUUGUGUUGCAGGUUGAGCAAGACAGACAAGCUCUGUCAUGCCGGAUAUCCAUAGGGGCUUCGUUUCGUAGGUGUUUUCCCGUACGAUUUCUGCACUAUAAGUUUUCUCUCUCAUGCCGAGAAAUUUGUGUUGCUGAAUUCACUACAAAUGUGUAACUGGAACACUUUUUUCGUGCGAUAAACUACAAAACAACCCGAGGAGAAGGAAAAGCGCCCGUCCGCGACGUCGGUCACUUCUUCGAAAUCCAGUGUGGUCCUCUCUAACGGCGCUGAUGAGGCUGCCUCCGAGGUGACAGAAAGCAUCGCGAAAACGUCGAAGACCAGCGUGAAAUCACCCGUGUUGGUGGAUGACGACGCGAGCACGGUGGUGGGCGGUAAGAAAAAGAAAUCCACAACCGCAGCGUCUUAUCGAAUGCAAAAAUGUCUGGGUCCGGAAGGUUGCGAGAUUUGUCAUACUAGUCUGGCAUGUUUCUCAUUCUGCACUCGGUAUUGCGUGGCCACCAAGAGGUUCUCUUGCCUGUCAUGCAAAUGCGCAGUUUCUCAUGCGAAAUACGCAUCGCAGAAGCACGAAAAAACUUGUCAUUCCUGGCGGCUGCGCAUUACAGAGCGCUUUAUUUUCCACGGACUUGCAUCACAAGUUUCCAGACCCGGACAUAAUUGCAUUUGAUACGUCUACACCGACCAAAGACGAGAUCGCGAGGCAGGAACUGCUGAACAUUGACAACGCGACGUCGUUAUGCACUGCAAAUAUGUCUAGGUCUGGAAUAAAGGUGCAAGGUUUCUUGUCAUGCUUGUCUCACAUGACUCUUACACCUGUAAUGCGUGAGCAGGAAAAGAGCCUCUUGCCUGUCAUGCAAAAAUGUAGUUUGUCAUGCGGAAAGCGAAUCACAAAGGAGCCCAGAAACUUGUCAUGCGCGGCUGCCUAUUGCAGUGUCCCCACAGUUCAUAGAUAGAUUAGCAUCACAAGUUUCGAGACCCAGAUAUAUUUGCAAUGCAUAGUCGUUAACGGCGUUAGACGAAAUUUUUCAAUUGGUGAAGUUCUGCGACCCGGAUUUUACUUCCAUGUUCGAGCUCCGCCUGCAUGCGGAGGUGGUUGCCAGUCCGAACUGCUAGAGGAGUUCGGAGCUCUGAGGUAGUAGAUUGCAAUACGCUCCUUUGUCUUCAAUGAAGUACAACGCACUUCUUUGUCAUCUGAUCGCUGUACGUAUGAUUUCGAUUUAGUACUGCAUUGUGUACAGAAACAGAAAAAUAACCAACAAAUAAUGCGCCAUUUAAUCAAUAGUAGAGACUCUCCUGCUGGUGAUCCUGUUCGUGCUUUCCGAUCGGAGCAUGAGAACCGAAAAAACCGCAGGUCGAACGUACUACUGUUUUUCGACAUGAAAACGGAGAUAUGAUAUUCAUUGGUCUUUUUAUUUGCAAGGAACGUGGAGAGCCAAAGCCUACGCAUUUCAGUCAAAAUACUUUUACGUAUUGCCCUAUUGCUAUCGAAGAACAAUUCACCCGUAGAAAGUAAGCAGGAUGUCAUUAAAUGCAUCAUCACUCGUGGACUCGAAUCGCCCUCGAGUGACUAACAUGUGUCACGUGAAUCAAUUUUCAUUGUGAAACAGGGAUAGUUGAAAGAACUAGAAUGUCGGAGCAGUAGAAGUACAACAAGCGCAUCGGAGCACCUCAUAAACGCACGAGAUUUAUUCCAUAAUUAAAAGAGAAACACAUUGGUCGCAACUGGUGGCGUGUAGUACUUCUAAGGUAUUAGAAGGAGCUCGGAGGGCACGAGCAGCGGCCCGAACAGCGGAUAGUGGAUAGUUUGUACUUCUUUCAGUCGAUACUAGGUGACUUCUCGUGGUGUUCGCCGACGUGCCGGCGACGUUUCUUUCCAAGAACGAGAGCAUUUUUUAUAGCUCUGUGAUAUUUUAUUCUUUUUAUCUCGGUCGCUGGUCUUACCAAAAUUAAAAUAAGAAGGUGACUGCUCAACAAC